GUUCGCGAACUCAUUUUCUCGCGGAAGACCCUUGUCUUUCACGAAGAUGAAAGCCUGGUUUUCGAGCUAAAAGUGGUUUCGUACUGUCACAGCGGUUUGGAAUCUGGAAUCCGGAAUCUGGAAUAUCGACUUCGACUUGAACAGUGUAUAGGAAGUGUGGGAAAUUGCGCGGGGAAAAGCACAAAUUCCGAAGCUUGUGCGACGCUCUUCGUUGGAUUUCAAACCCGAACAGGCUGAACUAUGGAAGCUCGCAAUCAGCCAAUUCACAUUCACAUUCACGGCCAAUUCUCUGUUAGGUGCCUGAUUGCGCAAAGCGCCAGUGAGACGAAUGCGAUGGUGUUUCUCUUUCGCUCGCAUUAGCCGCGAAUCGAAGCUAUUUGCACAUGUUCAUUCCCCGACUUCGUGACAUUGACAGACUACGUUAUACAUGCCUUCACAUGCAUUCAUGACGUCUUCACAUCCAUGUAAAGAGCCCUGGAUCUGGCCUGAAGAAUCCGAGACAUGGUUUCAGAGUCGAAUUUCGCCGGAAACUUAUACACAAUAAGGUGGAUGGUCACCCAUCGAGUUUCAAACGACGUAUGAUAAAUUCAAGGAAUCGUUUUCGAUAAUCCGGGAAUGAUCCAGUGACUGUCCUUGAACCCUUUACAUGUGAAAGAUAUUGCUUCCUGUGAUGAAAGAAGGAAUGGCGGAUUUAUUUGUCCUUCUCCAGGACUUAGGAGAACGUAUCGCUAGUAAAGGUGAUGCCGCGAGCGGCACUCAGCACGAGGAGGAUGACCCUGUGGAAUCGCGGUUUCGUUCCGUGCUUCCUACACUUCUGGAGAGCUAUUUUGUACCCUUCAAAGUGAAGGAGCGAGAGUUGAUGGCAAUCUUGAAGCUCUUGUGUCACACGGUGAAGCAGUAUCCAGGUGUUCUUUACAAAGGAAAAGGACAAGCGGUUCUUCCUAUACUAAGCCGGAUUUUUCCCCUCUUUGCUGAGUCGGAGCUAAGAGGAUGUCAUGGUGGGCUUUUUGAUACCUCUGCUGCUCUUUUAUCACUUUUGCGGACCGGUGAUCCUGAAACUUACAGAUUACUCUUAAUGGAUUCCAUGCUUCUCAUCGAAGAUCUCGUAUCAGUAGGACUUUUUUAUGCGAACCGUAGUAGCUGUUCUACUGUCACAAACGUAUCUAUACAUUGCUACCCUAGAGCAUACUCCGAGCUUUCUAGUGCAGGUGACGCAGCGAAUGCUCCAGAGCUCUUAUGCGGCAUUGCAGCCACCUGGAAAUCUCAAGAAGGCCCCGGCCUUCUCAUUGACGUAACUGGACAGAGUCGCUGGCAAUCGCUUGCUAAGUGGACCAUCAAGUUGCUGGGGCGUUGUCUCCUAGAAGGGGCCCUGCUCGUGGAAGGCUUGGUAACUUCAUCAUUUUUGUCAGCUGUGGGCUCGUUCUUUUGCCACAACUCUCCUCUGUUACACAAGGAAUCUUUCGACUUUGUUCGAAUAGCAACAUCGGUAGUGGAUGUAGAAGCACUUCCUACCGAGAAGCUGAUUCUGUCAAUCAUCAACGUUUUAUCUGUAAGCGGAGGAGAAUCAGAAACUUUUAGGACUCCUGCUUAUGAUUCUGCAUUGGGUGCCUGCCUCUAUGCCCUGUGCUCCACGUGUCAGAGUCUGAUCCUUGAGAGCAUUGCCCAGGCCUUCAUGGAGGUCAUGCCACAGACAGUGAAGCAAAGUGGCAGCAGAGAUUUGAAAGCAGCAAUGUGUGACAUCUACGCGCUAAUUGUGAAGCAGUGUCCUUCUUACUCUGGGCACCUAACUGUUAUCUUGGAACUGAUCACCAUACCAGAAGUUACAACAUCUCUGAGCUACAGUCUCCAGGUGGCCAUGGAUUCAGUUGGACUAGCACAGAUAGCAGGAAUUCAACCUACAACGGAUACUGCGAAUCCGGUCCAAGCUAAUGUUGUUGAUGACGGAGGUGCCGUCUGUUCAGCAACAAAUUCUGGUGAUAGUAGCUCACCUGGCGAAACUCAACAAAGUCAGGAGUAUCAGAGCAGACCAAUAAAACGACAGAAGCUGAGCAAAGCAAUUGAGAAGGAGUCUUCUUUAUCUCGGAUUCUCAUGGGAGUAGAAGUACGAGGCCCAUUACCACACUCCACUGUUCCAUCAAACAACAACUUGCCCUUUUCAUCCUUCGUAAAUAUGCUCAUAGUCGACGUAUCUGUCCCGAAUAUAGACUCUCCUUCACUUUUCUUGUCGGAGAAAGAACUGGCUACACCUUCAAGUCUGCUACACAAAAAAGUUCUACAACUCAUAGGUCAACUCCACCCAUCAUACGAAGUUGAAAGUGGAACCGCGACUGUCGAAGCUAAGCUCUCCGGCUUGUGUGUUCUAGUACGACUAUUUGGAAAAUGUACUGGAACUGUAUGCCACACGCGACUGGUUGUGCUCUUGCACCAAUGGAUGUCUUGUAUCUUUGAUAUGGGUCAAGAGGGGAUUCUUUCAACACUGCAGCUAAGCUUGUUCAUGGAAGCGUUAGACAGGUUUCUCCUGGAGGAAGAACUCGCAGGUACUGCUGCAAAUAGUUGUUCGAGCAGCCUGAAGCAGAAGUUGCUAGAAUCAGCAGACACUCUUAAAGUCCUUCUGGGAACUAUUAUUCUGCCUUGGUCUCUUCCGCUGUCAGGCGAAGAAAGCUGGUCCCUGAAAUCUCGUGCGGUUUAUAUAGUUUCGAAAUUGGGUGGACAUCCUGAAACUCUAGCUUUGGAGUCCAUUAUUGAAAGAGCUCUUCAGGACGCUGACGCACGAAUGCGAGCUGUUGGGGUCUCAGCUGUACCUAGUAUAGCUGCACAAACUAGUCCUGAGUUGGUACUCAGGUUCUGUACUAGACUUGGGACUUUAGGGUCGGAUGGAGCUGAGAGCGUUCGUGAGAUGGUGGGCGGAGUUGUUGGACUGAUGACAUGUGUAUACUACUCAGGACAUUCACGACGUGACCCUGCCGAGGUUCUACCAACCAUAUCUGGAACCGGCGGAGGACGAAGAAGCGGGGAUUCUAGAUUUGUUUGCUCCCUGUGUGACGGUGGAGACUCUGUGUUGAAUGCCGUGAAUUAUCAUAGAACCUCUGAACCUCAAAACAGGACUGGUAGUUCUCUUCUGGCUCAAUGGGAGCCACUUUUUAGUCAAAUACUAUUUGAGGAAAGGUCUGAGCACGUCCAGAUUGCUUUUAUAGGAAGCAUGUCACGAUUCUUACAGCAUGCGACCACGAGCGAUAUCGCCUCGACAAAGAAGGUUUGGCUUCGAUGUCUGGAUACGCUACCUCUUCACCGACGGAGAUCAGUAAGAGAAGCAUUUGGAUUGCAAAUUAAGUACUUCACAAACGCACGUGUUCUAGCCGGAAUAUUUGGAGACAAUGAAGAUGAUAGUGACAAAAAUGGGGAGCUUCAGAUGCUAGGGAAGUUAAAGUAUGCCCUUUGUAUAGCAGAACACCCAGAUGUGAUAGAAACAUUAUUGGAAACUAUAGCCCAAGUUGCCAAAGCUUCUCACCACUGCCACCAGCUACUUUUCUUCUCCCUUGUUCUUCUGCUCGAACAACUUGACAACCCGGACCUUUCCUUACGUGUAAUAUGUGUGAAACUGAUACAUGGAAUAGAUCCAUCAAGCUUGCGCAUAUCGGGAGUUCAUAAACUACAAAAGACGAUGGACUUAAUCAGGGAAGAGUUGUUUGAGUACCUGACAAGUCGCCUCAUUUCUCGUCCAAUCAUGGUACACGAGUUUGCUGAGGCUGUCCUUGAAAUUGACUCCGCAGAUCUAGUCAAGCAAAUGGUCCCCGUGAUGCUACCAAAGCUUGUGCUUGACCAGCAGCACAGUCAAGAGGCCUUGGAUGCUUUGCAUGAGCUUGCUAAGCAGCUAGGUACAGACCUACCGCUUCUGUUGCUGGAAUGGUGUCAUAAAGUGCUAUCUGUACUUCUCCUGCGAGCCGAUGGUAAGGAGCUGAUGGCUGCACUGCAAUUUUAUGAAGUACAAACCGGAUCUGAUCCUCGAGAAAUUUUUGCUGCGGUGUUGCCAGCUCUCCUUGAUGAGCUGGUGCGUUUUCUCGGUGACACAGAUUCAGACGAAGGGCUUCGAAGAUCAGCAAGGGUGGCUCCAAUGAUUCAAGAGGUGGCCAGCAUUGUUAGUGGAUCAGAUGAUCUCGCCAGCUUCCUCAGAAGUCACUUUGUUGGUCUUCUGAAUAGUAUUGAUCGGAAGUUGUUGCGUUCCGAAGACGUGACGUCUCAAAAGCAGGCACUGCGCUGUAUAGAGCGAUUGGUGGACAUGAUCGGUGCUCACCUAAGUGCUUUCGUGCCAAAAAUAAUGGCACUGCUUACAAGAGCUCUUCAAGAUCCUUCUUUGCAAGUGGAAGGCUUGAAGGUGUGGCUUUCAUUCGUGAGAACCCUAGCGCAUGUUGCACCUGCCAAUGUGAAGGUUGUCGCAAGCCAGAUCGUUGUUGCCCUUAUGCCAUGCUUAGAAGGCCGACAAGAUGAGCAAAAUGCAGCAGCGGUGGUAUUGGAGGAGCUAAUUGUAAGAAAUAGAGCUGCUCUUGAAGACCAGGCUAGAGAGUUACCUCUUCUGCCUAGUCUUCCGUCUCUGACCAACGUGAACACAGUCCUACAUGAAGCCCGUGGUUCACUAAGCCUUCGUGAUCAACUACGUCGAGCAGCUGAUGGACUUUCGCAUGAAAGCAUGAGCGUGCGCUACACCACUGCUAGCGAAUUAAGCAAAGUCAUGAGAGCUCAGAGGCGAGAAAUAACUGCCAUGCUGGUGGCAGAAGUAUCUAUGGACGUUGCAGUUAUAAGCAGUCUGGUGACAGCAUUGUUAAGAGGAUGCGCCGAGGAAUCUCGAAGAGCUAUGAGCCAGAGACUGAAAUUGGCCUGUGCAGAGUGUCUGGGAGAGCUUGGAGCAGUUGAUCCCGUCAAGCUGCAGGUGGAUUUACGGCACCAGUCGAGAAUUGAGAGAAACAAUGAAGACCUUGUGUUUGAGUUGGUCAAACAACAUCUGGCCAAGGUCUUGAGAGCUGCUACUGAUACAGAUAUACAAGAUGCAGCGGCUUUAGCUAUUCAAGAGCUUUUGAAACUUAGUGGUUGUCAGGCGGCUUUGCUAGGCAAAUUACAUAAAAGUACUAUCAGCUCUGGAAAGUCGAAGGAUGCCUCUUUUAGAACAACAAAGGGGUCUGCAAGAAAUGUACAUGAUGGCCGGGAAUCAGCUACAAAUGGAGAAAAUCUCUGGAGAAGGUUUUCCGAUGAUGUGAAGGAGAUUAUCACUCCAUGUUUGACUUCGAAGUACCUUCUGAAGAGCGCAGGUGCGUCAAUACCUGAUGGUCCAAUAUUUCGAAGUGGCAUGUCUUUCCGGAGAUGGAUGUAUCUAUGGAUUCGUCGUCUGAUUUCACAAGCAACUGGCGAUCGGGCCCAAAUAUUCAUAGCUUGCACGGGGGUCGUGAGACACGACAUGGGAACAGCCCUCUAUCUCUUACCAUACUUGGUUUUGAACGUUGUGUGCGAGGGCUCCAUUCAGGCUCGCAAUUCCGUCACUGAAGAAAUUUUAGCUGUUUUAGCCGAAGCUACCUCUUUGAGUAGUAGCUCUGUUGUAGGUGUUGAAAGAGGCGCGGGUAGUACUUCUAGGAGCUGGUCAGGGCCAAGUGAGGUUAGCACUCAAACAGUAUUCACCUUGAUCGACUGUCUAGCUCAGUGGCUGGAUGACUGCAAAUUGUUGUCACCAGGACAAACAAGUCAUGCCUCUAGUAAAGGUUCCAAUUCUGGCUCCAACUCAGAAUCUCUCAGGCAGGAGUCUAGUCUGCUCGCUGAGCACCGGCAAAAUGUGCUGCAGCUUUUGGCUGCCAUUCCGAAACAAGCUCUUGCUGGAGCGUCCUUUCGAUGUCAAGCGUAUGCCCGAGCUCUACUUUAUUUUGAAACUUAUGUGAGAGAAAAAUCUGGCGCUUUGAAUCCCGCUGCAGAAAGUAGUGGAGUCUUUGUAGACGAAGACGUUACAUUCCUUUUAGAGAUAUACAGCGGUUUGGAUGAACCAGAUGGUCUGUCAGGCUUAACCAGACUGCGAACAUCGACAACCUUACAAGAUCAAGUGCUGAUUCAUGAGAAGGCAGGCAACUGGGGAGAGUCUUUGACUUGCUAUGAGCAAGCUUUGCAGAUGGACCCCACCAGUAUCUUGCGCCAUUCUGGUUUACUCAACUGCUUGCUUAACAUGGGCCAUCUGCAGGCAAUGGUGACUCAUGUUGAUGGAUUAAUCUUAAGAAUGCCAGACCACAAAGGGGAGUGGAGUAUGCGAGGCAUUCAGGCAGCUUGGCGGCUAGGUCAGUGGAGUCUACUCGAAGAAUAUGUCACAUGUGCUGAAGGCGAUGGUUCUUUAAUCAAUAGUGGUGAAGGAUAUGCAGCUUUUGAUCUCAGCUUGGCAAAGAUUCUCCAGGCCCAUCAGAAUGGAGAUCGAGAGCUAUUCACGGAGCAAAUCAUGCUUUCCAGGCAAACACUUCUUGCACCGUUGGCAGCAGCGAGCAUGGAGUCAUAUACUCGUGCAUAUCCACUGAUUGUCAAAUUGCAUAUGUUGCAAGAACUAGAGGAUUUUAGUUCCCUGGCCGCUGUGAAGCGUGCAACCGAUAGUAGUCACAUAAAUGUUAUCAUGGAGCUAGUUGGCGAUUGGGAGAACCGUUUGAGAAUUACGCAGCCUUCACUUUGGACUCGAGAACCAAUUCUCGCACUACGAAGAUUAUUGUUUAGUACAAGCGGGUUACAGUCAGAGGUCGGAAUAUGCUGGCUGGAGUAUGCGAAGCUUUGUCGUGCAGCGGGCCACUAUGAGACUGCAAAUCGAGCUAUAUUGCAGGCCCAAUCCGUGGGGGCACCAAAUGCCCAUAUGGAGAUGGCCAAGCUUUUAUGGGACACAAAUAAAAGUCAUCGAGCUAUCACUGAGCUUCAACAAGCAUUGUCAGGGGUUUCUCGACCAGUGCUUGGUAAUGCAUACACGGCCGCCCUCAGUGGCCUCUUAUAUAUUCAUGGCCAGUCACCCUCAAGGCCGGCUGUGAAAGCGAUACAGGAUACGUCACCUGGCUGGGCUAAGAUGUCCACCCAGGCAAAGAGGGACGAAGACCUUGUGACCGCCAAAGCGCUUCUUCUUCUUGCAAGAUGGGUCCAUCACACUGGGCAAAAGCAGAAGGAUGAUGUCGUUAGUUUGUACACGCGAGUGAAAGAACUGCAACCAAAGUGGGAAAAAGGAUACUUUUUCAUGGCUAAAUAUUUCGAUGAUUUGUUAGUGGAUGCCCGCAAAAGACAGGAAGAACUUCAGGAUGGUCGUACUGAUCCUGUGCUUCAAAGGCGCCGUCUUACAGUGGACGAUAAGCACUGGUGGACUUACCUCCCCGAAGUGAUACUGUUUUAUGCGAAGGGGCUGCACAAAGGUCACAGACAUCUGUUUCAAGCUAUGCCCCGGUUGCUGACUCUGUGGUUUGAGUUUGGGAGCACUUACUGCGGCGAUUCUCUUGCUUCUAACAAGACGGUCAAAACUGUUCAUGCAAGAGUUAUGGGCAUCAUGAGGGGUUGUCUGAAAGAUCUACCACCAUAUCAAUGGCUUACCUCUCUUCCGCAGCUAGUGUCAAGAAUCUGCCACCAAAACGAAGAAGUUGUGCGCCUCGUCAAACACAUAAUUACUCUUGUGCUGCAAGCGUAUCCACAGCAGGCCUUAUGGACAAUGGCAGCACUUACAAAGUCCACAGUUCCUGCGAGGAGAGAAGCAGCCGCUGAAAUUAUUCAGCAAGCAAGAAGCUCUUUGGGCCAAGAGAGAGAGAAGACAGUUUUAUUCAGUCAGUUUGCUGGAUUAAUCGAUCAGAUGAUCCGUCUGUGUAUGUAUGCGGGUCAGCCUAAGGCAAAAACUGUUAGUCUCGCUACUGAGUUUGGGUAUCUCAAAAGAAUGAUGCCUGUAGGUGUAAUCAUGCCCUUGCAAAGAGCUCUCACGGUCACAUUACCUCCUAGGGGUUUGACAGACGUGAAUUAUAAUCCUUUUCCACCUGCGGAGUUUUCUACCAUUGCUGGCAUCGGGGAUGAAAUCGAAAUUCUAGCUUCUCUGCAGCGGCCCAAAAAGGUAGUGCUGCUUGGAAGUGAUGGGUUAGAGCAUCCUUUUCUGUGCAAGCCCAAAGAUGAUUUGCGCAAGGAUGCCCGAAUGAUGGAAUUUACCACCACGAUCAACCGACUUCUUCAAAAGGAUCCAAAAAGCCGACGACGGAAACUGUACAUACGCACUUUUGCUGUUAUCCCUCUCACUGAAGAUUGUGGUAUGAUCGAAUGGGUUUUGCACACACGGGGUUUACGUCACAUUUUGCAGGACAUCUACGUUGCCUGUGGUAAAUUUGACAGACAGAAAACGAAUCCAGCUAUCAAAAGAAUAUACGACCAACAGCAGGCCCAGAAGGGUAGUGACAAAAUAUCUGAGGCAGAAAUGUUUCGGACCAAGAUAUUACCCAUGUUUCCACCAGUGUUUCAUCGUUGGUUCCUCAAUACAUUUCCCGAGCCUGCAGCUUGGUUUCAAGCGAGAGUAGCCUACGCUCACACAACCGCCGUGUGGUCAAUGGUUGGGCACAUGGUUGGUCUGGGUGACCGGCAUGGAGAAAAUAUUCUUUUUGAUUCAACUACUGGUGAUUGUGUUCACGUGGAUUUUAGCUGUCUUUUUGACAAGGGUUUGCAACUUGAAAAACCCGAACUUGUGCCUUUUCGACUCACUCAGAACCUAGUGGACGGGCUCGGCAUAACUGGUUAUGAGGGAGUUUUUCUACGGGUCUCUGAAAUCACUUUGUCCGUCCUUCGAUUACACCGAGAAACUCUCAUGAGUGUCUUAGAAACGUUUCUCCAUGAUCCACUGGUGGAGUGGACAAAAUCACACAAGUCGAGUGGAGUAGAGGUGCAAAACCCCCAUGCUCAGAGAGCUAUUGCCAAUAUAGAAGCACGCUUCGAAGGAGUGGUUGUAGGUGUAGGUGCUGCUCCAUCACUUCCACAUUCGGUAGAAGGUCAGGCACACAGACUCAUUGAAGAGGCUGUAUCACACCAGAACUUGAGCAAAAUGUAUAUCUGGUGGAUGCCCUGGUUCUAAAGUCGCAGUUAUAACCACUUCGUGAUGUGAAAAAGAGGGCAUCUCACUGGCAUUUCAGUUGGUUCUCUGACACCACCACUGGUAUGUGGGUGUCCCGCAUCUCCAGCACUUGCGAGUGCCCCUUUGGGAGUGCACAUCUGAACUUUCGACUCGGGAGAAAUUUGGUCGAGACGAUGAUGAUUUCCUCCAGAAACAUUGUGGAGAUUGAGAUCGUUAUGAUUUGGUCCUGCAAAGAGGUGUGGAAGCUUCACUUUGUGUCUCAGCAGGCACUUACUUGCUUGAGAGCAAUAGUACGACAUAUCGACAACCUCCCCCGAUCAGAUGGAUGGAGUAGCACCCUACUUUGUUGGAUCCUGAGCUUGCUGCGUAGCUGAGACUGCGUACUAAGUUGCCUAUCUUUCUGGUCCUCAGAAGCGGAGGACAAGAUGCUGGAGACUCAGUUAGAGGACUGAAAAAUAAUGGGCGCACGUUCUAUGAAGCGGAUUAGCUUCGUUGAUAAAUUUGUCCACACGUAUAAAUUCCUCAAGGUGCAUGUACGAGGCCCUCCUUGGGCUGGAUUUACAUGGACGCUCAGUUGGUCUACAUAUUGUACCAUUCAAAUGUACAAUGUGUAGACCAACUCAGAUGUCAGGCCGACCGCAAAAUCGUCGAUAUUUGUACACAAGGUGUAGUAUAAAGCAUAGGUCAAUGCCAAAGAUAUGACAGUCGCACAAACCUGGUGUCUCCAAGUAAUUCAAUCUAACCCAGUGGGUGUCGAGAGGGUCGACAAACUUCUGAUAUGCAUGCUUGAUGUCUAAGUUCUCAAAACAGCGCUAACGUGCCAAAUUCUUUCUUUUUAGAGUCCGCAAAGAUGGGUGUCCAAAAAAAAAGUUCCGAAUAUAUGAUGUCUUCCGUUCUAACUUUGCUAAACUCAGCUAUCGACCCAACCGUUCCCUUCAUGAUUUCACACAGAAGAUACCUAGUAACGCAUCAGAAAAUAUGGAAGACCUCAUAAGUCUUACACAGAUGGAAACGUACAGGGGAUUUUGGUUCUAUGUUUCCGAGUCAUCAUCGCAACGCAUUCUUGCAGUGACACGAUCUACAUAUUUGAGAGGAAAGGCUAGGAAAAUUGUUUAACAUGAUUGUUAUUUCAUGGGUUGC
This is a messenger RNA of Marchantia polymorpha subsp. ruderalis, 10222 nucleotides long. NCBI's taxonomy places the organism in Eukaryota, Viridiplantae, Streptophyta, Marchantiopsida, Marchantiales, Marchantiaceae. The record is from the annotation of a GenBank genome assembly.